CUUUGUUUUCCUUUUCAUUUUCCUUUGAUAUCUUUGAAUCUGGAGAUCUCUGGUUCUGGUUCUUCAUUUUAACUGUUCAAACACAGACAUUUACAUGAACAGAGUGGCAAUGCUUCCUGUUUCGGAUCUGAUUUUUCUGUUGGUACUUGAAUAUCUGAAAGACCCAAUGUUCUUCUCUGCAAUCCAUCUCCUUUCAGCUGGUUUUCUCGAUUAUUAUGUGGAUGUCUAUUCUUGUAAAAAACUUCUCUUUCUCUUUUGAUUUGCUUCAAAUCUCUCUUAGAUGUUUUCUCCCGGAGCAGAGAUUCCAUAAAUUCUGUUUUAUUUCAUGUUUUAAUGGCUAAUGAUACAUAGAAAGUUGCAGUUUGAGCUUUUGAACUUUCAAUCUUGCCUCUUCCCUUUUUUUUCCCCCCACUUGAGAGUGUUUAUAAAAGUAACAGUACAAAAUUAAGCUCAUAGUGACAGAAGGAAACUCCAUGGCAGAUUCAAAAUAGCUCAUAAACAAUAAAGCAGAUUACGAAGUCUUUUGCCCUUUUUCUCUGCAAUUGCUGUGCUAAGAGGGGAUUUUAAUUGGAAGAUCAGAUGCCAAGAUCGAGGGGAUCGGAGUUGCCUCAGAGGCAAUCUCCCAGAGGUCCACUUUCAGUAAGAGCUUCGAGCUCUGAUUCUGAUUCCCAUCAUAAUCAUCACCAUCAUCGACCUAUUGUUGAUCGGAGCCCAAAGUUGGGAGUUGCAGAACGCCGAUCUCCAAGAGGAUCUCAGCCUGAUUCGUUGCAGCAGAAGAAGCUGGGAACCCGCAUUUCCGACUUGGAAUCACAACUGGGUAAUGCUCAGGAAGAACUCAAGAAGCUUAAAGACCAGUUAGCUUCUGCUGAAGCUUCCAAAAAAGAAGUUCAAGCAGAGCUUCAAAAGAAAGCCCAGAAACCAGAAGCUGCCGUAAAAGAAGCGCAAGGAGAGCUUCAAAAGAAACCCCCGAAAUCAGAAGCAGCCAUAAAAGAAGCGCAAGGAGAGCUUGAAAUGAAAUCCCAGAAACCAAUCGUCUCGGAGACCCAAAAGGAAGAUCAACAUCAACCACCUUCUCCCGAGGAAGUCCAUGAAUCAUCAUCAAAUGAAAAAAAUCUCUGCGACCCAGAUCAGUCCACCGACGUCUUCGAAGUUCCAGUUGAAACUAAACCUCAACAUGACCCCAAAGUCGAUUUCACAGAAACGGUAGCUCAAAAGGAAGAAGAGGAGGAAGAAACUAAAAGAACGGAAGUUGAGAAAUGUGUAGAACCACCAUCACCACCAACACAGCUGUUGCUGGAACCAGAGAAGCCAUCACCAGACAAUUCAGCCCAAUUGAAAGAAGAAAUCAAUUCACUGAACGAGAAAUUGACAGAGAAGGUGAAGGAAUUGGAAAUCUCAAGAGAAGAGAACGAGAGGCUAAAGAGGCAGGCGAAGGAGGCAGGAGCUAAGGCAGCCUCAGCUUUAGCUAAUGAAGAAGAAUCCAUCUUGAAGCUCAACAAAAUUGGAGAAGAGCUUGAAGAGAGUAAGGUUAACCUAUGCAGAUUGAAAGAGAAACACGAAGCAGUAGAAGCAGCGAAGGAGGUGCUGGAGACAGAGAUGAAGAAGCUAAAAGUGCAGACGGAGCAAUGGAAGAAAGCUGCAGAUGCGGCGGCGGCAAUACUCUCUGAUGGUGUGGAGAUGAACGGAAGGAGAGUUGCAGUCCGAUGCGGAUCCAUGGAUAAGCAUAUCGGGAGCGGGUUCGGAGCGGCUGAUGGAUUCGGUGGAAUCGUGGGAUCGCCUCUCAUGGCUGACGAUUUGGACGAUGGAUUCGAAAUCGGCAAGAGGAAGGGUGCUGGGAUGAGGAUGUUUAGUGAUCUGUGGAAGAAGAAGGGCCAGAAGUAGACUGGUUCUGUUCUGGUGGUCCGAUUUGGGUUGGCCCGGCUCCAUUCCUUGAGGUUUUUUUUUGAGUUGCAGAAAUAGUUGCUCACUGUUUCGCACUGGAGCUAAAUUUGACACGUGGUAAGUGCUCUCUGAAAUGUUGUCAAACUGUCAAUGGAUCUUGAGAAAGUGAUAGUUGACGUGACAUGGAGUCAGGAUGGGUCUCUCAUUUUUUUUUUUUUGGGGGGGUGGGGUUUGAAGUGGAUGGGCCUCCAUCAACUCUUAUUUACUGUUUAAGCCUUAAGGAUUUUAAUAGAUGGUACUAUAUAUAUAUCCAACUAUCUAAGCUUGUAUUGGUGGAAAAUUUAUGGGAAUUCGUCAUGUCAGUGUUGGUUAUUA
Messenger RNA from Macadamia integrifolia, 2256 nucleotides. RefSeq names its product interactor of constitutive active ROPs 4. The record is from RefSeq and is a predicted model, not a curated record. NCBI's taxonomy places the organism in Eukaryota, Viridiplantae, Streptophyta, Magnoliopsida, Proteales, Proteaceae. The transcript has 3 exons. The coding region runs from base 580 to 1881 and encodes 433 amino acids.